UCAAGUCCUAACAGGCAAGCAGUCUCUCCUGAAAGUCUUUAUCCCGCUCCUUUUUCCAAGAUGAACAGAAUUAUUCUCCAGCUUUUUGCAGUCGGAUUCUGCUUUGCAGUCGUUCAAGCUCUGAAGUGCUACAAAUGCAGCAUUGGCUUUGGGGACCUGUGCUUGACGUCUGAAAUCACGUGUACAGGUGGAGAUCAAUGCUUCAGUGGUGUCGGUAAAGCAGCCGGUGUUUUAGACAUCAAGACGAAGGGCUGUCUAGCAGUGGACAUGUGCAACAAGACCAAGGAAGUGAACUUCCCCACCAGCGGCUCUAACACCACCGUCUACACUCUGACCAAGACCUGCUGCAGCACCGACCUGUGCAACGCCGCGCCCGGUCUGCCUGGGACCUCGGUGCUGAACCUGGCCCUCGCCACCAUCACUGCUCUGUUCGCGGCCAACAUCAUGGUUUGACAGAAAAAACACGGUUGACACAAAGUACACACACACACACACAAAAACACACACACACAUAAAACACACACACAUAAAACACACUACUUAUUGCACACACAUCAGCACUACAAGGAUUAAAUUAUCUCCUCAGACAUGCAUUUUUUUUUUUCUCCAAAAGGGUCUUGUGUUUCCUGUUCUUGAGGUGUAUUGUUCUUCACGCACAUGUUUAUACCGGUUCAAAUUAAAUUCCCCUUUUUGAUUUUGUAUUCUUAAAUUAAUCAGUAAGAUGUAGCAUGUUAGUUGACAGUGGACAGUUUAAAGUAGCCUAAAAAUGAAUUUGAAUGAGAAGUAAACUUUUUGGAUAAAUUGCGUGCGUUAGGCAUUUCACUGUUUGACUAAAUUGGUAUAGCUUAAAUGAAUAGGCCAACAUUUUGCAAAAUGUGCUUUUCUUCUUCUUUUUUUUUUUUUUUCCAAGAGUUUGAUUAGAACAUCGACAAUCUCAUUUCUGUCCGUUGAACAUGAAGCUAUACCCAGCAGACAACGGGGAAACGACUAGCAUGAUGCAGUCCAAAGGUUUAAAAAAAGCAUCUCUAAAGCUCACUAAUUAACAUUUUUGAUCUCAUCAAUUUAAUCUAUAAAAGUGUAAAAAACCACAAGUGAUGCAUAACUAUAGAGCGUUAAAGGUGGUAAGUGAUUAUUUUUUUUUACCAGUGGACAGAGCCAGGAUCUUCAUGCUAAGCUAACCAUCUACUGAGUGUAGCUUCAUUUUUAUUGUACACACAUGGAAGUGAUAUUUUUUUUUUUUUUUUUCCUUAUCCAACUUUAUGCAAGAAGAGGGAUCACCAUAUGUCACAAAAUGUCAAACUGCUCAUUUAAAUGUAUUGCUUUGGACCCACUGUAUAGUCAUUUUAGAGUCACCAUAUAAUCUAUAGAUUUCAAAGCUCCCAUGAACAUUUCUAUUUCUAUUCAUUUCACCUGUUGACAUUUGUUAGCUUUAAUACUGUGUAGGUAAAAUAAUGUAAAUGGUCUCUUGGCUUGUGUCUGUAAACGUAUUUCUUUUGCUGGUUUUUAUUUCGAAACAAAUGGCUCCACCAGUUCUGUGUUUAAUGAGUUUUAAUGUGAUGUCCACACUGCACGUUACUCUUAAGCUGUGGGGUAAAGCUUCUGUUUAUCUUGCUAGUUUUUAAUGUGUGUGUAUAUAUGGGGAGAAUGUGAUUUAACUCAUCAUAUUUGCAGAUAUUGAAAAUUGCAGCAAGUUGAAAUUAGUCAGGGCUGAUCUUUAGGUAUCCUAUCUCUUACAUGAAUCAUUAAAGUUAAAUUUGUGAAAUUUUUGGCAUUAUUUGCCAGUUACCUGUCUGAAUGUUUUCGCAAGAAUUUGUUUGGUUGACAAUUUGAAAAAUGCAAUAAAUAUCAAUACUG
Anoplopoma fimbria (sablefish) is the source of this 1854-nucleotide messenger RNA. It is a transcript of the gene spaca4l, whose product is annotated as sperm acrosome associated 4 like. NCBI's taxonomy places the organism in Eukaryota, Metazoa, Chordata, Actinopteri, Perciformes, Anoplopomatidae. The coding region runs from base 61 to 453 and encodes 130 amino acids. Gene Ontology annotation, cellular component: membrane. The record is from RefSeq and is a predicted model, not a curated record. Gene Ontology annotation, molecular function: transmembrane receptor protein serine/threonine kinase activity. The transcript has 3 exons.